Microdochium trichocladiopsis is the source of this 2347-nucleotide messenger RNA. RefSeq lists its product as uncharacterized. The record is from RefSeq and is a predicted model, not a curated record. Gene Ontology annotation, biological process: proteolysis. Gene Ontology annotation, molecular function: zinc ion binding; metallocarboxypeptidase activity. Bases 299 to 2092 code for a protein of 597 amino acids. NCBI's taxonomy places the organism in Eukaryota, Fungi, Ascomycota, Sordariomycetes, Xylariales, Microdochiaceae. The transcript has a single exon.
AAGCGCGGAGCUUCCACUUUCCAUGUCCAACGGCCGAAGCUGAAGAGGCCUCCCUGGUCCACGAAUACCUUCCAACAACAUCAUUUGUCUCGUCGCUCUGCUGCAUCCUCGCUACGUCCCGAAAACCGUCCCCAGUAGUCAAUCGUCGUUGCCAUCGUGGCUGGGAGCUGGCGUUCAACGUCCCCCCAUGCCCUAAUAGCCUCGUUGCCCCAACCCACGCCACUCGCAACCUCGAGAAUCCGAGCGCAGGCAGCCCGGGACUCCUCCUUCGACCGUCCACGAAGCGGGCACGAUCAGCAUGGCUCCCAAAGGCCUCGCAUAUCGGGCGCUUGCUAUCGCGCUCAUCGCCGCGAGUUCAAUUGUUGCACCAGCUACCGCCAAUCGCAUUCCCGUCAAUGCCAAGUCACAGCCAGCGCCGAGCUCCUCCUCCCCCUCCUCCUCCUCCAUCUUGAGCCGCAUCCUAGACUUCGGCCCAUUCAGAUGGUCUCUCAGCCGGACCAAUCGACAACAACACAGCUGGUGGGAGAACGCACAGAUACGCGAAUCGCUGCGCAUAUACGAAGACCAGGUCGUGGUCCGCUUCAAUGUCACCACACAAGACGACGAGGCUGCCCUUCGGCGAGCCAUUGAUCGCAUGAUUCUGGACGUCUGGGACUUCACGGCCAACCAUACCGAUGUGCGCAUAGAGUCCAAGAAGCGGGUGCGCGCCUUCUUGAGUCUGCUACCCGAGUCGCUCCGCGAGGGCCACAGCAUUCUCAUCCCAGACUUGUCACGUGCGAUCGCUGCGUCCUACCCGUCAAAGUCCCACGACGACGCCGAGCUCCAGUCACUCUUCCGGACGCGCGGCGUCACAGAAUCAGUCAAGAACUGGAUUCCAUUCCUGUCAAAAACCUCGACCGGCACCGACGAUCUCUUCUUCCAGGAUUACCAGUCGUUGGCUACUAUCACGACCUGGAUGAAGUUCCUCGAGUCCAUGUUCAAGUCUCGCGGGCACGUCCGCCUGAUCAGUCUUGGCCAGUCCUAUGAAGGGCGGGAGAUACCCGGAUUGCGAGUGGGACUGAAGGAUCACGACGAGGACGAAUGGGCUCGGCGCGAGACCAUUCUCGUCACCGGAGGUAUCCACGCGAGAGAAUGGAUCUCCACCAGCAGCGUCAACUACCUCGCAUGGUCGUUUAUCAGGGCCAUCGACUCGGAUCCUCUGGUGACCACGAUCCUCGAGAAUUUCGACAUCGUCUUUGCCCCAGUCAUCAACCCCGACGGAUACGUAUACAGCUGGGACGUAGAUCGUCUCUGGCGCAAGUCAAGGCAGCCCACAACUCUGUCCAUCUGCCCAGGUUUCGACCUCGAUCAUUCCUUCGGCUUCCGCUGGAACUCCCUGCAGCACCAGGAUGAGCAGUGCUCCGAGAGCUACGGCGGCCACACAGCCUUCGAAGCAGUCGAGGCGAAGCAGCUCGCCGACUGGGCCCGCAACGAGACCCAGCGGGGCACCAGCUUCGUCGCGCACCUCGACCUGCACUCCUACUCUCAGCAGGUCCUCUUCCCUUAUGAGUACUCGUGCAGUGCCCUCCCACCGAACUGGGAGACGCUGCAGGAGGUAGCAUUCAACCUGGCGAAGCACCUACGCCUGGCCAAUGGCGAGCCAUACACGGUCGCGUCAGCCUGUGAGGGCGCCACGGCCUACAAUCAGUCGUCGUCCUCCUCCUCUUCGCCGGCCGUGACGGAGCUCAACAGGAUCGAGAACAGAGGCGGCGCCAUGAUCGACUACUUCUUCCACGAGUUCGGCGCGCGCCACAGCUACCAGAUCAAGCUGCGCGACACGGGCAGCUACGGCUUCCUCCUGCCCGGCAGUGCCAUCGUGCCCACCGGUGAGGAGGUGUUCCAGGCCAUGCGCUACCUAGGCGACUACCUCCUCGGCAACAAUGGCCACGAGUGGUCUUCCACGGCUGGCCAGGACGGUGCUCAGAGUUAUGGAAACGGUGCAGAGAAAGGUGGCCCAUCGUCACCAUCUGCAGAGGAUAUACCGAAAUCGCCUGAUCAGGAGGCUCAGGCCGAGCUUCGGCGGCGGGAUGGCAUGCGCAGGGUUCUGCGGUAAGAGUAUGUGGCAUACUUGCAGUUCUCUAUUUGUGCAGCGCUUCUCGUGUUUAUAGGAUGUCAUGGUUAGCCUUGAUUAGCUUUUGGCCUUUGCUACGGUAUUCUUCGGGUUUGGAACUAAUGCUUACUCCCCUUCCCUGCUGCACGAACCGGUCACGGUGCUGGGGAAAGUCAUUCAUGUUUAGUUCAAGGCGUUUGGGCACGGCUCGCACGGAGUAGGAUGGUAUAGUCACAAUUCUAUGUUUGAUUACAACAA